Scophthalmus maximus (turbot) is the source of this 1641-nucleotide messenger RNA. Its product is annotated as ADP-ribosylation factor-like protein 4C. Gene Ontology annotation, biological process: endocytic recycling; intracellular protein transport. The record is from RefSeq and is a predicted model, not a curated record. Bases 478 to 1056 code for a protein of 192 amino acids. Gene Ontology annotation, molecular function: GTP binding; GTPase activity. Gene Ontology annotation, cellular component: cytoplasm. Lineage: Eukaryota; Metazoa; Chordata; Actinopteri; Pleuronectiformes; Scophthalmidae. The transcript has 2 exons.
UGUGGUGGACGCUCGCUGCCUCAUUGGCACAUGUCCCGGCGGGGUGGAGCGUAGCGGGGCUGCCUCCCUCCCGUGUCUCCCCCCUCACAGAGCAGCUGCAGCGGCCGAGACGAGAGGAGCGACCGACCCGAGCCGGUGGAUCUGUCGGAGGGACCGCAGCGCGCAGGGCGCAGCAGGGACCGGGAGGGACCGGGGGGACCGGGAGGAACCGGGAGGAACCGGGGGGGACCGGGAGGUUGGACGUGUGUUCCGGGGAGGACUGACACGGGACGAGGGGAGGGGGGUCUGCCGACGCCGGGACAGGUCUGUGGUCGUCCUCUGUGGUGUGAGCGUGAGGAGAAUACUGAUGAGCGCGCUGCGUCCCGGUGCAGCCGAGGGCCACCAGUCACCCGCCGCGACCCGGGGCCUGCGCACCGGCUCCGGCUCCCCCUGAGGACGGUCGCACCCUCUGACAGCACCGCCCCGCGAGGCGCAGACAUGGGCAACAGCUUCUCCAACAUGUCCGCCUUCCAGUCGCUGCACAUCGUGAUGCUGGGGCUCGACUCCGCGGGCAAGACCACGGUCCUGUACCGACUCAAGUUCAACGAGUUCGUCAACACGGUGCCGACGAUCGGCUUCAACACGGAGAAGAUCAAGCUGAGCAACGGCAGCGCGAAGGGCAUCAGCUGCCACUUCUGGGACGUGGGGGGCCAGGAGAAGCUGCGGCCGCUGUGGAAGUCGUACAGCCGCUGCACGGACGGCAUCAUCUACGUGGUGGACUCGGUGGACGUGGACCGACUGGAGGAGGCCAGGACCGAGCUGCACAAGGUCACCAAGUUCGCGGAGAACCAGGGCACGCCGCUGCUGGUCAUCGCCAACAAGCAGGACCUGCCCCGCUCGCUGCCGGUGGCGGACAUCGAGAAGCAGUUGGCGCUGCACGAGCUGACCCCGACCACCGCGUACCACGUGCAGCCCGCGUGCGCCAUCAUCGGCGAGGGGCUGCACGAGGGCAUGGACAAGCUGCACGAGAUGAUCGUGAAGCGCCGGAAGUCGCUGAAGCAGAAGAAGAAGCGCUAACACACGGGGCGUGACGCGGCUUCACGCGCGUGCACGCGAGGCUUCGGGAUGUAGAACAAGAGAAGAUCCAAAAAGAGUUGAAGUGACUGUUGAGAGGAGCGGAGCGGGACGGGACGGGCGGGCCGGUCCACCUGCUGCUGCUCCACCACAGAGCCUGAGGAAGGUUCCUACAUCCACUGGACUGGUUCCCAUGGAAACACAUGUUUGAUUUUUGCACGUGGCUCAGGUCACAGACUCUCUGAGGGCAGAGGUCACGUCGAGGUCUCGUGGAGAUGGACGAGGUCUCGUGGAGGUGGACGAGGUCACGUUGAGGUGGACGAGGUCACGUUGAGGUCACGUCGAGGUGGACGAGGUCUCGUGGAGGUGGACGAGGUCUCGUGGAGGUGGACGAGGUCUCGUUGAGGUCACGUCGAGGUGGAAGAGGUCUCGUGGAGGUGGACGAAGUCUCAAGCGUCCACUUGACUUUGCACUUUUCAUUUCCUGACGACGUAGAGAGCGACACUAUUAAUAACAACGAUCAGGUGUUUAUGUACAAGAAGAGCAGAAGUGAAGUAUUUUUUAAAUAUUAAAAGAGUUCAAAUCCAA